Messenger RNA from Pelmatolapia mariae (spotted tilapia), 3164 nucleotides. RefSeq names its product follistatin-like 3 (secreted glycoprotein) (gene fstl3). Gene Ontology annotation, biological process: negative regulation of activin receptor signaling pathway; cell differentiation; multicellular organism development. Gene Ontology annotation, molecular function: protein binding; activin binding. The transcript is spliced from 5 exons. The record is from RefSeq and is a predicted model, not a curated record. The coding region runs from base 144 to 896 and encodes 250 amino acids. NCBI's taxonomy places the organism in Eukaryota, Metazoa, Chordata, Actinopteri, Cichliformes, Cichlidae.
AUUCAUUCACUUAAGGCAGAGCUACUUGCAAAGUUAACUCAGAGUGAUCAGCUCUAUUUGCCAAAGGACCAUCACCUUUUCUUCUAGGUGUUUGCUGAGACAACCUUUUGAGAAGAAGUUUUUAAACUAACUCAGAAUACACAAUGAACGUUUUGAUUUCUGUUUUGGGGGUGAUUCUCACUUUCUGUCAGAUUGGGAGGAAUCCUGUUAGCGCUGGGAUGUGCUGGCUGCAGCAGAGUCAAGAUCAAAGGUGCGACAUGGUGCUGAUGAGAGGGGUGACCAGGGAGGAGUGCUGUGCCGGGGGACGCCUGGACACAGCAUGGUCCAACACCAGCCUGCCCAUGAAUGAAGUCAGCCUGCUGGGCUUCCUGGGUAUUGUCUCCUGUAAACCAUGCAAAGAGACAUGUGAGGAAGUCAGAUGUGGUCCCGGGAAGGUUUGCAAGAUGAAGACAGGAAGACCUCAGUGUGUUUGCUCUCCAGACUGCUCUCACAUUACCCGGAGGCAUCCUGUGUGUGGCAGCGAUGGGAAGACAUAUAAGGAUGAGUGUUCUCUGCUUAUGGCACGCUGUAUGGGACACCCGGACCUUGAGGUCAUGUACCAUGGAGAGUGCAGAAAGUCGUGCUCCAGUGUUGUGUGUCCAGGAACUCACACCUGUGUGACCGACCAGACCAACAGUGCUCACUGCGUCAUGUGCCGCACUGCACCUUGCCCAAUACCCAUGCCGUCUGAGCACCGUAUCUGUGGUAAUGACAACGUCACUUACCCAAGCGCCUGCCACCUCCGCCGGGCUACCUGCUUCCUCGGCCGCUCCAUAGGAGUCCGCCACUAUGGCCACUGCAACAGUCCACCUCGGAAAUUUCACAUCUUGGAUGGCAGUGAGGAAAACGCAGUCUAGAUGGUCGAUUCCUGACGCAGCCCCUUUUUGCAGGAUAUGACCUGAUCAUAAAACAUUUUUGCUCCACUAGCUUCCCAUAAGGAACUUUUUUUUGACAAUCACUACCCCCUCCCCCCUUUCUACAUAUUAAUGGUAGAUGUGAUAUGAGACACUUCUGUUGGAAGAGAGGUGUUUAAUAACACACACAUGCCUCUAAAAAGCUAUUUUUGUUAACUAUGUUUCAGUUUGGAAAGUGGAGGCAGAUGAAUGCAUUUGUCAUGAGACAGAUAUAUCUCAUGAGCUCUUUGGGAGAUGUGUGCAUAUUGUAAAUAGAAUACCAGUACUAUUUAUUGGAGAAGGUAUUAAAACUCUAUUUAUGUUUUUUAGCCUGGUAAAAAAAAAAGUUGAAAGUCAAAGAAAAAACAAAAAUAGUAUACCCUAUGAAAGCUCUUUGUGGCGGGGCGUGGCCUGCGGUGCUGUGCAGGGAAGGUGGACGCACCUGCAUGGCAUCGCAGGCCACGCCAUGCCACACUCAUGCAAAAAAAAAAAAAAAGUAUUUAUUGUUUGUUUGUUUUUUUAAUGUACAUAUAUAUAUAUAUAUAUAUAUAUAUAUGAAGUCACUGGGUUUGGCAUUUUACAAAUAUUUUACAGUUUUAAAGGCUCCAUUCCCCACAAACAAACAUUUUCCCUCAAGUUAAUGGAAAGCAAAGCUAAUUUUUUCGAAAGCUGAUGCUAUUUUGUAGUCUGUUGAUGUGGUUUCAAUUCACCACAAACAACAACGUGGCAACUACAGUUCAGCUGCAUAUACUUCAUUUAGGGUGGUGAGGACGGGGUUCAGUCUAAACAAAUCUGUAUAGUCUCUAUUCCCCCCACACACAUGUUUACUCUGAAGGCCAAACUCUUGGCCACCCGCUGAUCACCGAAAUUAACAGUUUUGUUGUGUUUCUGGGAGUCUCAGAAGGCUGUUGGUACAACCCAGAGCCCUCUACAAUACCUCCUCUGUUGAAUGCUUUUUUUUGUUUUGUAAAAUAUUUUUUGUACGUCAUGCAAGUUAGUUCUGAUGCUGUUUUGCUGCUUUGAUUUGUUUUGAAUUUUUUUUUUGUUUAAAUAACUUACAGGACAGACAAAUGUAAUUAGCAGCGCCUGACUUAAAGGAAAAUUAAAUUUGUCUGGGAAUGAAGUACAAUUUGGACCAAUUGAAAAUACCUGAUUAUAUUGCCAUCAGAGUCAAUCUGCCAUAAUACUGCACACAUCUACACAAGUAAAAGUAGUCAAGUGAUCCAAUUCAACAUAUUAAACUCAAAGCAGAUGCCUGGAUACUCUAAACAGCCUUGAUAGUGUACUUUGAAACAUGUUAACUUUCCUUCUGUAAAUAACAAUCUCAAGUGUACCACCUACCCGUGUACCUACUGUGAACUUUGAAUGACAAAUGCAUCAACAUAUUUUUGUAUUUUUGUACUGCCGUUGUAAAGCAACUUAAAGUUUCAUGUGUCACAGUGCGUCUUCUUUCUUUAGAAAUCAAAAUAAUUGUUCUUUUCCCAGCUGCCUUGUUAUACCUUGUUAUUGCCUCAAUUGUAAUUUAAUAACAAUACUUUAGCAUGUGAAACAGCAUCUGACAUGUAUUUGAUGAUAUAUAAAUUUUUCUUAACUGUGUCACAGUCUUAAUCACUUUGGCCAAAUGAGAUCAUACUUGCACCCUUAAAUGGAACUCAUCAGCUGGGGUUUAGGGUGGUGGAUCAGGCUCCAGCAGCCAGACAGAGGUUGCCAGUUUAUGUGUGCCGUGGUUAGGCCUCGUCUUCUGUGCGUGCAGUGGGUGAGUUGCCUUUCUGACAUCCCUCGCAAGGCCUCAUGCGAGAGGAAAGAGAGAAUGAAAUCCAGCCUGUCCAGCUUUCCUCACGUCUCCUCAGGGAUAUCCCCCGUUCUAGAAAAGGCGUGACUGGUCAGGGGGAUGAAGGGUAAAGGAGCUAAGGAUUGAAUGUUUCGAAGUGCUGAGGCCUUGAUACUGACUCACUUUCCUGUAUAAAGUACCUCCCUUGUUUUUCUGUUUCUAGCCUUCCUCUUCUGAAUCCUGCACUCCGCCAUGCAGCAGCAUCUGGUUCAACUUUAGGCAGAUGUUUAUAUUCCUGUCCAAGUACCCUUUUAUUACACUGGGAAUGGAAUUAGAUGUUUUGUUAGUCCGAACAGGGCAAAUAAUAAUGCCACAGCAAAGCUGUUGUUAUGCCCACUCGUAAAAUGUGUUGCUUUUUCAGAAAUGUACAUUUUAACAUCGUUAGUAUACUGUGUAUAAAA